AUGUUACAGAAUAUCUGAUCUUUAAUACAAGAAGAAAGCUAUUAUGUCUCAUACACGCAAGCCCCCUCUCGUGACAGGUAUUUCUCCCAAUGAAGGUAUUGCAUGGACAAAGGUCACAAUUCGAGGAGAAAAUUUGGGAACAGGCACAGCGGAUCUUAUAGGCUUGACAAUCUGUGGACAUAAUUGUAUUCUGACUGCUGAAUGGAUGUCUGCCAGCAAAAUUGUGUGUCGAGUUGGUCAAGCUAAAAAUGAUAAAGGUGACAUAAUUGUCACUACCAGGUCAGGAGGCAAAGGGACUUCAACUGUUUCCUUCAAACUUUUGAAACCUGAAAAAAUAGGUAUCUUGGAUCAGUCUGCUGUCUGGGUUGAAGAAAUGAACUAUUAUGACAUGCGCACUGACAGGAACAAAGGGUUGCCCCCUUUGUCUCUACGUCCCGCUAAUCCUCUAGGCAUUGAGAUAGACAAAGGAAGAUUUCCUCCAAAGGAACUGGAAGCUUUGUUUCCUGGCAUGACUGCUGAUUUUACCAGUGAAAAUUUUUCUGCCGCCUGGUAUUUGAUAGAGAACCAUUCAACAACCAGUUUUGAUCAGCUUAAAAUGGCGGUAAUGAAUCUGAAAAAACAAGCCAACAAGAAAAAUGAGGGAAGUCUGGCAUAUGUCAAAGGGGGUCUCAGUACCUUUUUUGAAGCCCAAGAUGCCCUGUCAGCAAUCCAUCAAAAGCUGGAAGCAGACGGAACAGAGAAAGUGGAAGGAUCCAUGACGCAAAAGCUGGAGAAUGUUCUGAACAGAGCAAGUAAUACAGCAGACACAUUAUUCCAGGAAGUGUUAGGUCGCAAAGACAAAGCCGAUUCAACAAGAAAUGCACUCAACGUUCUCCAGCGCUUCAAAUUUCUUUUUAAUCUUCCGCUGAAUAUUGAAAGAAAUAUUCAAAAGGGUGAUUAUGAUGUAGUCAUUAAUGACUAUGAAAAAGCGAAGUCAUUGUUCGGGAAGACUGAGGUUCAAGUAUUUAAAAAAUAUUAUGCAGAAGUUGAAACUCGAGUUGAAGCUUUAAGGAAACUACUACUGGAUAAACUGCUUGAGACACCAUCAACUUUACAUGACCAAAAACGUUAUAUAAGGUAUCUGUCUGAUCUCCAUGCAGAAGGGGACCCAGCCUGGCAAUGUAUUGGUGCCCAGCAUAAAUGGAUUCUUCAGCUUAUGCACAACUGUAAAGAGAGUUAUGUUAAAGAACAGAAAGGCCAUAUGUUAGUGCACAGCCCAAUGUUGGAUCUGGAAACUGAAGUGCGCCCAUCUUCACUUGGUCAUCUCAGUCGAAGUGCUUCACUGAAAAGAGGCAGCAGUAAUCAGUCUAGUCGCGAUGAAAAUUGGCGAUUUAAAGCGCCUCAGCAAGUGGCAUUUGUUGAAAAACUAACAAAGCUUGUUGUAGGCCAGCUCCCCAACUUCUGGAAACUUUGGAUCUCUUACGUGAAUGGGAGCCUCUUUAGUGAGACUGCUGAAAAAUCUGGUCAGAUGGAACGAUCAAAGAAGAAUGCUAGACAAAGACAAAAUGAUUUCAAGACGAUGAUUCAGCAAGUGAUGAAGUCUCUAGUCAAAUUGAUUCGUGGUGCUUUACUUCCAUUCAGCCUUGGAGAAAAUGAACUAAGAGAGUAUGGUGGCUGGGAGAUGAAAUCUGAAUUGUCCAGCCAAUGGUUACCUCAUGUCAUACAGACAGUUAGGCUUAGUUAUGAAUCUCUUACUGCACUUGAAAUACCAAAUGACAUGCUUCAAAUCAUCCAAGAUCUAAUUUUUGAUCUCAGAGUUCGCUGUAUAAUGAUUACUUUACAACAAACAGCUGAAGAUGUGAAGAGAUUAGCUGAAAAGGAGGACUGGGUUGUAGACAAUGAAGGCUUAACCUGUUUGCCAUCCCAAUUUGAAGAGCGUGUAGAGCAUUCUUUGCAGUCACUCAAGGGUGUCCUUGAUUGCAAGCCUGGGGAGACCAGCGUUUUUCAGCAGCAGAAAAUACAGGAAGAUGUGUUCCAGCUGAGCAUAAACAUCAUGCAGGUGUUCAUUGAUUGUCUGGAACAACUGAGUACCAAGCCUGAUAGUGAUGUAGAUACUAUACAUCUUUCAGCUGAUGUUUCAUCGCCGGAUUUAUUUGGAAGCAUCCAUGAAGACUCCAGUUUGUCGUUAGAACGGAGGCUUUUAAUCGUGCUUAGUAACUGCUGCUACCUAGAACGCCAUACCUUCCUAAACUUAGCUGAGCACUUUGAGAAACAUGGUUUCCAAGGAGUUGAAAAAAUCACCCAAGUCAGCAUGGACUCCUUAAAGGAGCUUGACCAACGACUGUUUGAAAUGUACAUUGAAUUGAAAGCCGACCCUAUUGUAGGAUCAUUGGAACCUGGCAUUUAUGCAGGUUAUUUUGAUUGGAAGGACUGCCUUACCCCCACAGGUGUCAGAAACUAUUUGAAGGAAGCCCUAGUACAUAUCAUUGCAGUACAUGCUGAGGUGUUCACAGUCUCAAAAGAACUUGUGCCCAGAGUGCUCUCCAGGAUUGUUGAAGCAGUUGCUGAAGAACUCAGCCGACUGAUGCAGUGCGUCUCAUCCUUCAGCAGAAAUGGAGCUUUGCAGGCCCGACUUGAAAUCUGUGCAUUGAGAGAUGCCGUGGCUGUAUUCCUCACAUCUGAAAGCCACUCCAGUUUUAAGCAAGCUUUGGAAGCCUUGCCUCAGCUGUCAAGUGGUGGUGAUAAAAAGUUGCUGGAGGAGCUGCUAAACACGUUCAAGAGCAGCAUGCAGUUGCAGCUCACAUGUUUUCAGGUGGCUUCUUCAACAAUGGUGAAGACAUGAAGCACUU
Euleptes europaea (tarantolino) is the source of this 2828-nucleotide messenger RNA. RefSeq names its product exocyst complex component 2 (gene EXOC2). The record is from RefSeq and is a predicted model, not a curated record. Bases 44 to 2821 code for a protein of 925 amino acids. Gene Ontology annotation, cellular component: exocyst. Gene Ontology annotation, biological process: exocytosis; Golgi to plasma membrane transport. The transcript is spliced from 27 exons. Lineage: Eukaryota; Metazoa; Chordata; Lepidosauria; Squamata; Sphaerodactylidae.